Molecule: messenger RNA, 1091 nt
Organism: Lycium ferocissimum
Lineage: Eukaryota; Viridiplantae; Streptophyta; Magnoliopsida; Solanales; Solanaceae
Exons: 3
Coding region: 419-1021 (200 amino acids)
Source: RefSeq, a predicted model, not a curated record
ACUACCCUUUCAUUUAUUUAUAUUUAGUAACUAAUUUACUUUUUUUAUUUACCAUCCAUAGCUAUACCAGUAACUUAGAGUUACUGGUACACAUACACGGUUAAAUACAAUUGGCAAGUUACCGUAUUAGACGCGCCCAUAUUCCCAUAUCCCAAUUUUAAUGGAUACAUCAUUAAUCAACUUGAUUUCUCUCAUUCUUCAUUAAUCUUCACCGUGUUUUGCUCCAUUAUCUCCUUCACGAUUUAACAUCAGCAAAAUAUUGUUCCGUAAUUUUUGGGGAAGGUGUAAUUCGGUAGAUUUUUUCUUCUAUUAGUGUAUUUUCUUCUAUUAGUCUUUUUCUUUUCUACCAAUUUCAAGCCAAUUGAAUUAUUAAAUUGUUAGGGUUUCAAGCAAAUUGAAGUAUCAAACUUAUACAUUAAUGGUAGACGGAACAAAAUCAAACAUGGUUACUCGAGGUUCGGCCGAAAGAGUGACUUCUGAAAGAAGGACGAAGAAUAUUCAUGAUCCUUCCCACAUGCAAAGACUUAAAAAAUCGGUAAUUACAAAAUCAACAAAGAAAAUAGAUACCGGAAAAGAGAUGAAAAGGAAAAAAGCCGUACAACCUGAAGCAGAAGCACAAGAAGAGUUUGACCCAGCGAUGAAGCAGGAUGAUAAAUUCUAUGUCCAAUAUCCUCCUAGUCAUGCAAUACGAUAUGCUUCGUACAUGAACCCGAAAAUUAAAAAAGAAUUGAAAGACAAGCUUACCGAUAGACAGUUUGAACUCUUUUCCGAGACUAUAUUUGGAAAAUACCUCCAGAUGCAGCACUGUGAAGUUCAACCACAGAUGUUCAGGUGUUUUAUGGUCAGAGAGCUGAAGAAAAGUACUCCCAAUGCUUUUGUUAUUGAUGUUAAUGGUUUUGAAUUGACAUUUAAUCUUUUUGAUUUUGCAUUAAUGACUGGGUUAAAGUGUUACGGUGAAGAAAUAGUUUUUCACACUAAGAAAAACAGACUUUUGGAUACAUAUUUUGGGGGUUUUCAAUAAAAGUGUGAAAAAGGGUGAACUGCUUGAAUGCUUCAUGGAUCAGAAUUGGGGCGUUGAUGAUGAUGCAAAU